Molecule: messenger RNA, 1493 nt
Organism: Durio zibethinus
Lineage: Eukaryota; Viridiplantae; Streptophyta; Magnoliopsida; Malvales; Malvaceae
Product: protein VACUOLELESS GAMETOPHYTES-like
Source: RefSeq, a predicted model, not a curated record
UCAAUAUCUAUCUCAUAAGAAGAGGGAGCUGUUCUUUUCUAUCUCGGAUAAAUCCCAUUCAUCCUUAUCCUUUUAUCUGAGGCUUUUGAGGUAUUGCUGCAAUCCAGCAGACCUGGAACUGCUCAUCUUUCACCUUUUGAUCCAGGAAUCGAAUUAUUUUCCCAUAUAUACCAAGUAAGUGCUCUUUCAUUUUCAAAAAAUACAAUGGAUAUAUGCCUAGUGAGUGCUCUUCCUUUUGGAAAAAUACAAUAGAUAUAUACCAAUUAAGUGCUCUCCAUUUUCACACAAAAAGUAUCACAAUUGAGCAGUAUUAUCUACAUGAGCCAACUGCCAUUUUUAGUUAUAAAUAGCCAUCAAAAUGGAUGAUUUGAACAUAACUUGAAUUAUCGAACAGAAAGGGAGAGAGAGGGCCAAUGGCUGAUAACAACUACUAUGUAGUCCUUAAGUCAUCAAUGCUGAUAGUUGAGUGCCCCAAGCCUUCCAAAAACCUGCGUUCCUGUGUGAACCAUUUCAGCCACAGCCAUCCCUUACGUCCGACUGAAGUGAGUGCCGAGGAGGAACUUAUUUGCUCUGGUUGUGGGCUAGACCUUUCAGGUUCUGCUUACAUAUGCAGUAAGUCCAAUUGCGAAUUCUUCCUUCACAAAUCAUGCUUCAAUUUGGAACGAGUGAUUGAACACAAAUCUCAUCCGGAUCAUCCUCUCAUCCUUCUCUCCACCCCGCCCACAAAUUACAGAGGCAAAGCGUUCAUUUGUGAUGCAUGUCAUGAGACAGGCACUGGCUUUGACUACCAUUGCGCUAGUUGCAAGUUUGAUCUCCAUGUUGGAUGUGCUCUUUUACCCAAAAUCAUGAACCAUGCUGGUCACCGACACCCUCUUACUCUCUACUAUUCCUCCUCAUGCAACAGGGGAAUCGAGAUCUUCAUCUGCGACAAGUGUGACGAAGUUGUGCCAAAGAAACACUGGGUCUAUUAUUGUGCAAAGUGCGAUUACGGUACCCACCUGCAUUGUACAAUUCCUGAAUGCUGAAAAGUGUUAGCAGUGGCAGGCGAUCCAGCAUUUAGCUCAAAAAUAAGUGAUGAAUUGUAAACUUAAUAAGCAAAAGAAAUAUGGAUUCCAUAUUUAUCACCUUAUUUUUUUAUGCAUUUUACAAUUUUAUUAUAUUUUUGUCACAAAUUUAGUAAUCUAAGGACCUAAAAAGUGGCAUCAAUUUAAAAAAAAAAAUGAAAAUGACCACGUUGAGGAUGAGAUAAUUUUUAAGAAAAUAAUGUAUCAAAUUAUGAAAUUAAGCAGGAAAAUUAGUUCAGCCAACAAUAAAUGAAAUAAUUUUUCAAAAUAAUAAUAGUAAGUGUUUGAUAGAUAUUCAAUUCUAAUUGACCAAUACAGCCUUGACUCUUCAAGCCCCGUCACCGACCAUACUCUAAACGAGAGUCAAACUUUCUAGGAACAAGAAACCUUUUUUAAUGGGAUCCAACAGUGCUAAUUCAUUAAAACCGA